AUGACCGCCCCCAGAGAUUCCAAAGUUGUGUUUUCCUCUGCCUUAGAUAUGGUGGGUCUCGUUUUGGUCAGUUGCCUUGUGUUGCAAGGUUCGGUGCUUUCUUUAGCUUUGCCUCUGCCAGAAGAGGGAGAUCUGUUCGAAGGUGAUAUAAUUUUACUGCCUGAACAACAAGCUCUUUUACAGACCAAAGACUUGCCUGGGGACUCACUCAAGACACUAAUAGCUGAUCCAACAGCAAUAUGGCCCAACAAAACCGUCCCUUACGAGUUUGCUUCCGGAGAGUUCAACUCGGCACAGCAGGCUCGUAUCCUGGACGCUCUCACGGACAUUAUGUCCGUCAGUUGUGUGAGGUUUGUGCCUCGCACCACCCAACCAGCCUACAUUGUACUGCGGAACAAUGGACUGGGGUGUGCAGCUGCUGUUGGAUUUCAUAAUUAUGGACCAUUAGAUUUGUUCCUUGGCGGACCUUCGUGCCAAACUCGUGGAACGAUUCAGCACGAGUUCCUUCACGCUCUUGGCUUCUGGCACGAACACACGAGGCAGGACCGGGACCAACAUAUAACUAUUCUUUGGCAAAACAUCUUCCCAGGAAAGGAGUUCAACUUCUACAAGCGAGACCCGUCCGAGAUUAUGACUCUGAACACCCCGUAUGACUACAACAGUGUGAUGCAUUAUCGGAACAUAGCCUUCUCCAAGGACUCAGUGAGCGAGACGAUCAUUCCGAAGAUGCCGGCUGCGGCUACCAGGAUGGGACAGAGGGUGCGGUUCAGCCAGAUAGACCUGGCAAAGCUCAACCGGUUCUACCAAUGUCCUCCUACAUAUUACCAUGGAGAUUAUUCUGUCAAAUCUGGAAACGAAGAUGAAGAGUUUGAUCCAAAAUCUCCAGAUCAAACUGAAGACGUGAUGAAAAUCUCAGCCCUCAAGGAAGAUGAGGUGCAGAGCGUUAAGAGAGAAAAAGAAAACAAUGCUGCUGUUAAAUAGUUUUGACAUUAAGUGGAUUCUCUUUUAUUUGUAUCUGCUUGGUCUGGAAUUUAAAACUUAGGUAGUUAUGACACCUGGACUCAC
Molecule: messenger RNA, 1065 nt
Organism: Macrosteles quadrilineatus (aster leafhopper)
Lineage: Eukaryota; Metazoa; Arthropoda; Insecta; Hemiptera; Cicadellidae
Product: hatching enzyme 1.2-like
Exons: 4
Coding region: 1-981 (326 amino acids)
Biological process (GO): proteolysis
Molecular function (GO): metalloendopeptidase activity; zinc ion binding
Source: RefSeq, a predicted model, not a curated record